Pocillopora meandrina is the source of this 2711-nucleotide messenger RNA. NCBI's taxonomy places the organism in Eukaryota, Metazoa, Cnidaria, Anthozoa, Scleractinia, Pocilloporidae. The record is from the annotation of a GenBank genome assembly.
UGGAUUAACAAUUUACUAAUGAUCGAAGAUGGCGGACGAGAGUAUCCAAGCUUUUCCGACUGUGUCUUCGGACGUUACUGAAGAAGAACAAAAUCUAUCUUUAAAAGAGAAGAUCAACUUAGUCGACAGUGAGAUUCGUAAGCUAUAUGAGUUUUGUGUCAAAGCCGGUUACACUCAGCCACAAAUAGAGCAAUGUGCACAACCUUUACUUGCUGUCCAGAGCAAGGAAAAACACAUUCACUGGCUUAGAUUGUUGUUUUCAUUUGCUUUGCUGGCGGCAUUGAUCGUCUUCUUGUUUUAUUAUGAUCCCACCUACCGUAAAAUCUGUAUUUAUGGCAAGUUCGUAGCUAUGAAGGUAAAGCACUUUUUUUUUCAGUAUUUCCAUGUAGGUUUUGUAUACGCCUUAAAGGUUUGAAAUUUACUGCUUUUGGCUUACCAAUAUUUUCCGUAACGUUUGAACGUAGUCGAAAAUAUUAACUUCUAGAACAGGGAAGCUUUAAAGGCAAUCUUUUUCCCUGAAUUGUGUAUGUAUGUAAUUGUUUCCUUUUUAACCAACAAUUGUAUGGAUAAUGAAGUGCUGUUACAGUAAAUUAUACAAAUAAAUUUUGCCGAGUGUUUUUCACUCACCAAGGUAAAUGACUAUUUACUUGGUUGGUAAUGGAUAUCUUAAGGUCUUAUUGGGAAGACUUCUGUGCAAUCCUUUACUUUAUUAUGUAUACAGUACUUGCAAUAAAGAAAACAAUGGUCAAGAUUACCUUUGAGACUGAUUUUGAUUUAGAAAAGUAUGGGGUUACGCAGGAAUAUUUCUGUCUUGAUUCUCAUUUUCUUUUUGUGUAGAAGACCAUUUCAUAUCUUCCUAGGGCAAAGCCAAAAUUUACUCAGCUAAAGUUUAUCAACCAAACAUUUCUUUGCAAACAAAAACUUCUUAUCCUAAUUUUACCAACCUUUUGUUUCUUUUAGGUUCUACCAUAUUGGGACUGGACAGAAAUUUACAACUAUGAAUGUGUCAUUGACAACCCUUACUAUGUUCAAGAUCAGCUAACUGAAGAGGAUUGUAAUGCAUGCAAAGAUUUCCAAACAGUAAUGAGGGUAGCUAAUAUUAGUACCAGCAGAGUAGCUGAUGAUUUUCUUUUUUCCAACAUUCCUGUGAUUGUCACUGAUGCUAUGGAUGAUUGGGAAGCUCUUAAAAUGUUUCAUCUCAAUUUCUUGACUGAGGUAAUCAAAUUGAUAUUUUAUUUAGCAAAUGUACAGGAGUUUUACUUUAGUUUAGUUAUCUUUCUUGUUUAUGCCUUUUCUUUGUUUUUAUUUUGUCAAGGAUAUUACUUAACCCUAGGACUUGCUGAUAUCAGCAUUCUGUUUCUUACUAUUUUAUUAAUGGAAGUUAUUUUACCAACCAAAAUCACUGAUUCUUUUUGCGUGAAGAUACAUGGGCAAUAUUAAUGAAGAAAAAACUUUGAAUCUUGUCUUCAGAUCUAUGAAAACAAUGAAAUUUUAAAAUACUCCGGCACAGAAUGCCAGUUUGAAACAACCUUACCACAGUACCAGACUCCUCAGCAACUGCUUUCGGCUGUUAAAAGUGGGGAAGAACAAAAAUUUCAGGCCUUCUGGUAGGAAAGUAUUAACUGGAUUUUACUGUUGUGCUAUAAAUUGUAGAAAAGUUUUGCUAACCCAGGCUCUAUACAAUUCUAUGGUUUGCAAAAGUUAAGUCCACAAUCCUCUCCCAAGUCCCUUUGAAGGAUCAAAAAACUACAUUAAAAAAUAAAAAUCAAAUCUGUUACCCAUGCAAGAAUUAAAUUCCUUCUUUAAUUACUGGACUUGCACAUUUAUUCCAAUAUCAGGGAGAAUUGUGAGAAAGAAGCUGCCAAAUUGUUUAGAAAGUAUUACCGACGUCCCUACUUCAUGCCACCUAUGACAGAGGGAACAGAAGGAAACUGGUUCAUAGUCUCCUUGGGAGAAAACAAAACUUUAAGUGUGAGUUUUCAUUUGCUUAUCUAAUUAUGCAUUAAUUUAAUGAAGACUUUUGAGCUGUUUGUAAUGUGGAGCAAAACUCAGUGUGCCACUUUGUAAUACUGUACUAUCUCAAAGAAGUCUUUUUAUUUGAAAUAUUUUCAUUUUUGUUUUUCAAAUCUUUUUCCUUUUUUCCAGGUAAACUGGGAUUGCUCAGCCACUUGGAUGGCUCAGGUAUGAGGUGAAAAUCUGUUCAGUUUGUGACACAAACAAACGUAAAGAAUAAGAGAAUAUAUUAGGACUUUAUAUUCACAUAGCAAUGCAAACUGUUUUACAGUCAUUGAUAAAAAUAUUAUUAUGACCCACUGGUCAAGAAAUUGAAUGAGUACUGCAUAACUCAAUCCUCAUAACUGCCUUUCUCCUUUUUUAAGGUCAAACAAACUGCAAAAUUCAUUUUGAAACCAAAUGAAGUUUGUAAAAGUAUUUGCCGUAAAGUUUUGGUGAAGGUGGAACCAGGAGAAGUUUGUGAGUUUAAGAGUUUUACAUAUAUGUAUUCAAGUUCAGCCUCUGUUUUAUCAGAGUCAUAUUUAAAAUGCAAAGGUUCAAUGAAUCAUGUGCCAUUCUUGAAUAAAACAUAUCACUGUGAAGACCUACAACCAAUUAUUUAAGUGUUCCAUUUUUCAGUGACUGUCCCUAACAGCAUGUGGAGUGUGUCAUACAAACCAGUUGGAACCGAUCCAGUUGUUACCUUUGGUUCAGGAGUA